AUGAAAUUAAAAGGAGCACUAUGUCACCAUGAAUUUAUUGGAGAUCUUAGCGGAGCAGUCAACAUCGUAGUCCCCUUCAACCUGACAGGUCAAGCCGAAGUGCAAGCUGAAGGGCUUAGUGUCCAGCUGGAUAGUGCAAUAGAACGAGCUGCAAAUGGCUCCGCUCACAUCAGUUCCAUUGCCUGCCAUUCGACUAUUCGUGCCGUGGACGUGACAAACCAUAACGGAGGACUGUUCGGAUUGGCUGUUACAGUAUUCAAGGUACUGAUAAGACGGGUGGCAAGUCACUCUGUGGCCAAUAGAUCCUGGGGGCAAGGAGUAUCCGAACAAACGUUCGGUGACUCGUUGCAAGGGCUUAUUUGCAAGAAAAUCCGCAAAUAUCUUGACGAGGAUCUGAACGAAAAGAGCAUAUCCAAGGAGUUCUACAUCGACUUCAGGCUAAGAGAGGAUCCAUUUUGUGGAACGAAUAUGGUGGAUCUGGCGUGCGCGGGUGAAAUUUCGUACAAAGGUCUCGGUGGAACUCCCUUCGGACCACCGCCGAUCGCAUGGAUUCGCUCUCAAUCAGACACUCACAUGUUGAUGCUCCAGAUCUCCGACUAUCUACCAAAUUCGCUCUUCUAUCACGCUCACAAGUAUGUUCGAUUUUUCCCACUGAGUCAUUUUGUGUACUCAGGGUCCAAACUUGCGCUAGAACUUAGAAUUAGAAGGAGAGUUUGGAAUAUUUUUGCAGCAAGUCUGAGAGAAUAG
Molecule: messenger RNA, 747 nt
Organism: Cooperia oncophora
Lineage: Eukaryota; Metazoa; Nematoda; Chromadorea; Rhabditida; Trichostrongylidae
Source: the annotation of a GenBank genome assembly